AUGUUGUCUUCUAUCUUGACCUACCUCAUCCCUCUGUUGUCCAUAUCAACGCCCGCAGCAGCUGGAGCUAGUCAGUCCCAGAGCUCAGCUGCCGGGAACACCACAGUGUCUUCAUAUCGCAAUGCCGUUUACUUCACAAAUUGGGGUAUCUACGGUGCCAAUUUCCAACCCCAACAGCUUCCCGCUUCACAGAUAACCCACGUGUUGUACUCUUUCGCAGAUAUCAAGCCGGAUGGACAAGUAAUACUAACGCUUGGCAGAGUAUCUUCGGACACUUAUGCAGACUUAGAGAAGCAUUAUCCUGGCGACUCAUGGAGUGAACCAGGCGAGAAUGCCUACGGCUGCGUCAAGCAGAUGUACCUUCUCAAGAAGAAGAACAGAAAUAUGAAAUUUCCUCCAGUUGCCGCUACCGAGGAAGGACGACGGAGGUUUGCUUCUUCCGCCGUGAAGCUUGUGCAAGAUUGGGGCUUCGACGGCCUCGAUAUCGAUUGGGAGUACCCAACCAACGCGCUCGAAGCACGGAACUUCGUCCUCCUCCUCCGAGCCUGCCGACAAGCCCUCGACGACUACGCUCGACAAUAUGCCCCCGGCUACCACUUCCUCAUCACCAUCGCUGCGCCCGCCGGACCCCAACACUACGGCGUCAUGGACCUUCCCGGCAUGAACCCGUACAUUGACUCCUGGCAUCUGAUGGCGUACGAUUAUGCUGGCUCAUGGGACUCGACCACGGGACACCAGGCCAACCUCCUCUCCAACCCCAAGAACCUUCUGAGUACCAAAUUCAACACCGACCAGGCCGUCCGCGACUUCAUCCGGCGCGGCAUUCCCGCAAGCAAGAUCGUCCUCGGCUUGCCCUUCUACGGGCGCUCGUUCGAGAACACCGACGGACUGGGUAAGCCGUACAACGGCAUCGGCGCUGGCACGUUGGAGCCAGGGACGUGGGUCUACAGAGACCUUCCGCGGCCCGGGGCGAAGGAGGAGUACGAUAACGUGGCCAAGGCCAGUUACAGCUACGACGCAGCCUCGCGGGAGCUCAUCUCGUAUGACAAUGUCCUGAGCGCUCUGGUGAAGACGAAGUACAUCUUCCUCAGGGGACUGGGCGGCGCGGUGUUCUGGGAGGCGAGUGGCGAUAAGACUGGUGCGAAGAGCUUGAUUGGGACAUUGGCGACUCAGAUGAAGAGGCUGGAUCAGACGAAGAAUUUGUUGUCGUAUCCGGCUAGUAGGUAUGCUAACAUUCGGGCUGGUGUGCCGGGGUCGUGA
Neurospora tetraspora is the source of this 1260-nucleotide messenger RNA. RefSeq names its product chitinase 1 precursor. Lineage: Eukaryota; Fungi; Ascomycota; Sordariomycetes; Sordariales; Sordariaceae. Gene Ontology annotation, biological process: chitin catabolic process; carbohydrate metabolic process. The record is from RefSeq and is a predicted model, not a curated record. Gene Ontology annotation, molecular function: chitinase activity; chitin binding. The transcript has 5 exons. Gene Ontology annotation, cellular component: extracellular region. The coding region runs from base 1 to 1260 and encodes 419 amino acids.